ACCUGGGAUCUACCUGAACCCGCACCUUCUACCUGAUCAAGUUUCCCAGGUUUACUGGCCCCUUCUUGCACUUCACCUCGACCUUGCCUGCCUGUUCUUUCUUCCCUCGCUCUUCCUCUCCCCCGCACCCUUCCUUCACCUUCGUCUCAGCUCUGUCUGGUCAGCCAUCUUGUUGCGCAAAAAGUCGCAUCGCAUAUUCGGCGCGCGCUCUUUUGUCUCACUGCAAUAUCCAGCACAUAUUCAGCAGCAAUACUGACGGAAUCUUCACCCAAACAGUCUACCAUCGACUUACCCCACGACAAACGAAACCACACGUCUUUCUUUAGUCUCGAGAUACCCCGGCGCAUUACGCGAGCCCUUGCGAUCACAGUACCCCCUCGUCGUACCGACCAAUACCCGAAAUCUCACAGCGUAUGAUGGCUGCUGAGGUAGCAAAGGACCGAUCUGAUGAUGCAACACACGUAACUUCCGAGGCCGAGCCUACUAUCAAGAUCGAUGCCCCGGACGCGCAGAAUGCUCCACUCGACCAGUCGCAAGUACAAGGCGAAAGUGCCACCCCUGCUACGGAAGAGAUUGAGAACAAGCACAUAUCCGACAUCGCGAAUGAAGUGGUAACCUCAGCCGAAGUCAGUGUUAGCGGAGGAUCAGACAAUGAAGCCGCGAAAAGCAAGGACGACAAGCCCCGCAGUUCUUCUUCGACUGUCAAGAAGCCCAUUGCCUUCAAGGCCAUCAAUGUCAACCAAAAAUUUCUCACUACAAAGGCCACUACACCGGCCGCCCCUGCCAAGGUCGCUGAGAAGCCCGCGGCGACAACGACUCUCAGCUCUACCCAUGGAAGUCUGACACCUCGGCCCAGGCUCAUCGCAAAGACGGGAAGCGGGGCUGUCAAAUCUGCCAUCGGCGCUAAUGGCAAAACGGGUAGUGCGCCAGAUCCAAAUGCCGUGUGGAAUAAGAAUAGACCUGUCCCACCUCCCGAGCCGAAAAAGUAUACCGACGAGGAACUAAAGAAAUACGGAAUUCACAUGGCGACCCGUCUCCAACCCGAAGAUACCAAAGGUCAGGCGAAUUGGGCCGACAUUGACGAUGACGACGAAGAUUGGGCGCCGGAGACCAUCACAUGGAAGGAUGGCACUAAGAUUGCUAUCCCACAUACCGAAGAGCAUCCCCCGGCACCCCCCGUGCCAGCGCCCGAACCGGAACCCGUUCCAAAACCUGUCGAAGUCGUCAAGGAAACUGUGGCUGCAGAAAAACCGAAAUCACCUGCCCCAGGCCACGCGUCUGUCAUUAAGCCUGGAGUUCUGGGGUCUGGAAAGGGUCUUGUUCUCAAGGGUGCCGCCGAGAAGCCCACCCUCGUAGCAAAACCUCCUCCCCCGCCGGCGCCUGUCAAGUCACCCUGGGCACCGAUACCAAAGGUCGAAAAAGUGUCUCCUAUGGUCGUUGAACCGCCGCCUCCGAGUCACCAUGCACCGAGAUAUCCCCCGAGAGAUGGGCCGACUCAAUAUGCCGGCUUUCCUCCUGCGGGACCGAAGGAAAUUGCCGCGGAUGAUUUCAGCAGAGGACCAUGGAGAGACGGGCCUGGUGGUGGUGGCAACAGAGAACUAUAUAAUUCACAUUCUGGACGCUACGAGCCUGUUCAGGAGCGCCGCGGAUCGAUGCGCCCAGAGCCGCAGUACGGCAGACAGCCUUCUGUCUUGCAACGCCCUGCCCACAACGAUCACCACGGCCCGGCCGAACCUUCUGCCGCAUUCCAAACACAUAGGACUAGCGACCAACAUGUGCCAUACGGCCGUAGGCGCGCCUCGUCCAAUGUUAGUGGUGUUAGCAGCGGCUUCUUGAAUCGUGCCAAGGGCUUCGAGCAGCCAUUGCAUCCCCCUGAGAUUCUCAAUGCUAGACGUGAAUCGAUGACAGCCGGUAGUGAUGGCCCUGGGUCACCGAGGAAUUUCUCGCCUUCUGGCUUACAGCACGGUCCCCAUCAUCCUCACCCGCACAACCAGGGUUGGCCACCGCGGGUUUCUCCAGCCGUGGGUCACGCAGCACCGGUGCCGCAUCAUCACGCUCCCGAUAUGGUUGGGGUGCCCCCAGUUGGUCCGCCGCCUGUUCAGGAACAAGUACCUUUGGUCACGGACCAAGAAAUUGAGCUUCAGAAGAGGUUGAUGCGUGAGAAGGUCGAGGCUGCCAGGAAACGGCGCAUGGAAGAAGAAGAGCGCGAGAAGGCAGCUCGCGAGGAGCGUAUCCGGCUCAAGUUGCAGGCGCUGGGCCCUGCCCCAGAAUCUAACAGUGCCAAGAAGGCUGCAGCGAAGGAGCAUCCCGCUUCUACAACGGAAGGUGCACCCCAGACAGGCACAACUGACGAACAAAAGGCCACCGAGCAGGCCGAGGUCAAGACACCCACUACCACUCACCCCGAAAAAGUUGAACAGCAACCGAACGGAGUCCCUCCACAAAUUCUGCCGGAUUCUGAGCCCCUCGAAAACCGUCAACCUCACGGAAGCAAUACCCAACAGCCCCUUUGGUCUAGCAGCGCUAAGCAACAAGGGCGAUACACAGCUACUUGGGGCUCGCAGACCUCAACCAAGAACGUCUGGGGUCCUCCUACCAAUAACCGUACUCUAGGAAACGGCACCUUCAACCCGGACCUAGGCACAUCACCCCCUCGGGUCUCGAACAAGCCUGGACCCGGUCCGAUUGCACCUCCAAGCCGGAACACCAUGGGCUCCAAGACCAAUCUGUUCCCCGACGGUGCUCCCGCUCGGCUGCCGCCGAUUGCCCCGCCUAAUCACUCCAACGCACCUACUGGCACUCUGUCUGCAAGUGAACGACAAGCCAAGGCGAACCAAUGGGUCAGUGCUGCGCGUCUCAACGACGAGGCUUUCGAGGCCAUGCUCAAGGACAGAUUUGCUGAGCAGGAUCGCCGCCGGGCUGAGAAGGGCCUCACGGUAGAGGACAUCCAGCCUGCUGUCAAGGAUGUUUGGCGUCCGACCAAGCUUGACGAAAACGGUAUGAGAAUCGAGGCUGGCCCCCGACAAACCGUCCGGGUUGGGAAGGAGAACCCUUGGGUUGCCACUCAGGCUUCUCAGCCGACACAACCCCCGGCCGCGAAUACAUCUAUACUCGGUAAUGCCGGUGCAGCACCGCGGACCUCAUCUAGGUUCUUCCCUAGCCGCCAACAGAGCAUCGCUGCUGCGGAAUACCAGCGUCCUCACUCUCCCUCACCCCCUCCUCCGGAUACAGAGACAACUGGGCACCCCGCUUUUGACGGCGAUGUCAAGCACCCCAAUGUUUGCAUUCCUACACCUAGGCCCCAGGUUCGCCUACCACCUCCCUCUCAGGCGAGAGAGGAACCAAAGGUACAACUUCCUGAGGCUUCUAAGCCGCAAGGCCCGUCCUUCUCGUGGGCUAACACAGUCGCGUAUAAGGGCGAGGAGCGUGCACCAGCAUCUAACCCGGGUAGCCCGUGGCAAGCUCGGAUUGAUAACCUUCUCGGCGCGCGCAAGCCGUCCCACCCGCAACAGAAGCCAGCUCCGGGAGUUGACUCGACGAGCCGCGCUGCCUAUGAGCACCCGGAGGCGUCUGUUACGGUGUCGCUUACCGCCGCUAUGAUCGCCGAAGCGUCUGCUACAACGAAAGACAUGGAUGAGGAUUGCUUUGAGGAGCAGGAGAUGGGUUCCUUGCCUACGGUCCGGAUUCCUACUGAGCUUCCGGAGAUGGCCUGGUCGCCUACACCCGCACUGGCACCCAAGCCUCUUCAUCGGAAGUUCUUCCCCCUAACGACCAGCGCCGAGCCUAUCCGCAUCGACACCAGCUCGAACGGAAUCGGCAGCGUCAUUCGCAUUGCCUUCCCCGGGACCGACCGACAUCCGCCCUUCGUCACCGCCGUGACCAUCCCUUUCAGCAGGACACGCAGCAACCCCCGUCGUGGCGGCGGUGCACCGCGUGGCGGCCGUCAUCCCACAGCCCCGCACAGCCAGCGCGGCAUGCCUGGAGGUCGCGGCAGCGGUAGGGACGCUUCUUCCCCGAAUGACCAGGGAUCUACCGGUCCUCCUACCGGACCUAAUGGGUCACACCAGCAGACUAGGGGCAGAGGUGGAUACAGGGGGAGGGAUAGUGCCUGGUCGAGGAGUGCGCCAACCGCUAUUCAGACUUCCUAGAAUGGGGUCCGGUUGCUUAC
Molecule: messenger RNA, 4168 nt
Organism: Neurospora tetraspora
Lineage: Eukaryota; Fungi; Ascomycota; Sordariomycetes; Sordariales; Sordariaceae
Exons: 3
Coding region: 414-4148 (1244 amino acids)
Source: RefSeq, a predicted model, not a curated record